AUGGCUCUCGAAAUAGCGGCUGCCAUUAUUGGCAUUCUUGCAGCAGCCGGAAAAGUUGCCGAAAUUCUGGGUCCUGUGGUCUCAACCUUGAAAGACGCCAGCAAGAACGCCAAUGCCGUCCUCUCCGAGGUCAACAACUCAAGAAUCAUUCUGGUCGCGCUGCAGAAAUAUUUAGACGACUUGGACACUGCUCCAAGAGGGCGAAGGGAACUCAUACAGGUUGCCCAGCUCAUCACCGCGCUUACCGAUGGAGUUCUACUCUUCUCGCAUCUGGAGGGCCUCGUUAUCCGCCUAGACGCCGAUAACAUAUGGCCUAAAAGAAUACAGUGGGCACGAAACGACAAGAAACUGGCAUCACUCGUUGCUAGAAUGCAGUGCUUCAAGAGCUCGAUAAGUGUGAUGCUGAACAUACUUCAAUGCGAAUCGGACCUAGAAGCGCAUCGUAGCCGUGAACUGCUUUCGUCAAUUACUUCAGACAUCUUGAAGAGCAAUCUCGAGCUAUCAAGACGUAUAGCCUACCUUGAAGAAUGCUUCGACACCAGCAAAUCCAUGCGUGUAUACCGACCAGUUGGCUUUACGCAAACUGGAGGACUUCCUCAAAAUGCUGCUAUCGAAAGGCUGCAAGAGACGAACACACGACUGUCUUUGGGGUCCCUUGGAGCCGCACAAAACUUCCAAUUCGAGAGCGAUCUCAAGUCUUCAAGGGUAUACCGCAAGGCAAAGAGACACACGGCAGAUUAUUCAUUUCGGAGCUCGAUCGCCUUAUCACACGCCUGGUCCUCCAUGUCGGAUAUUAGUCUGUCGGAUAUUUCCGUUGUUUCUGUGGUUGCUCUACCUAUAACGCUGGACGACGUAGGGGACUUGGGCCACUACACGUUUCGGGAUGUAGUGUUGGAAGAUACUGGUUCUGUAGUUGACGAACGGCAUCUGAGGGAUAAAACAGUCGCCAAAAGCCGCAAUUCUCCGUUACAGGACCCAACACCUUCUACCCCUACGGCCUCAUUACCCAUAACGCUGCAUGAGGCGCUGGAACAUACCCUUCUAACGCAAUUAUCAUGCAAGCUCAGUUUUUAUCGUCAAAGGAGCAUUGGAGGCUGA
This is a messenger RNA of Cucurbitaria berberidis CBS 394.84, 1098 nucleotides long. RefSeq lists its product as uncharacterized. Bases 1 to 1098 code for a protein of 365 amino acids. NCBI's taxonomy places the organism in Eukaryota, Fungi, Ascomycota, Dothideomycetes, Pleosporales, Cucurbitariaceae. The record is from RefSeq and is a predicted model, not a curated record. The transcript has 2 exons.